AUGCGAGAAUUACACUCUUACAGCUCUCGUGAAUACGCUAACAUGUUAAUGUGUUACGGUGAAGCGCGUGGAAAUGCUUCACAUGCUUUAAGAAUAUAUCGCGAGAGGUUCCCGGACGUCCAACAUCCUAGUGAUUCACGUCAAAUUUCGACAGCGUUUCAAAGAGUCCUUGAGAAUAAACCAAUUGUACCUACCUCUAUUGGAGGGGGACGGCAACUCGAUUUGAGAAUAGAGGAGCGAGUUCUAAAGGCUGCAAGGAAUAACCCUGAUCUAGGUAUCAGAGGACUGGUACGGCUUUUGCAACGUCGCGGGGCCAACACUGUUUCCACCUGUACUGUAAGCAAAAUUUUGCGUCGCAAUAAAAUUAAACCCAACAAUGAUCAAAACGACAAAGUAUUGGCGUCCAGAAAUAUUGCUCACCGUCGUGAAUUCUGUAAAUGGCUGGUAGCUAAAACGGAAAACGUACCAGAUUUUGUCCAUCAUGUUAUCUGGACGGAUGAGGCCACAUUUACCAGUAAUGGCAUGAUGAAGUCUCAUGCUUAUCAGGAAACAGAAACCCAACCUUGUUGGACAGUGAAUGUCUGGGCAGGUGUAUACGGGAACAGAAUACUGGGACCAGUAUUUUUACCACAAAUUAUGGAUGGGGAGGAUUAUCUGCAGUUUAUUAAUUCUUUUUUAACUGAUGAAUUAGAUAACUUACCUUUAACAGCUAUACAGCGGUUGUGGUUUCAACACAACGAUGCUCCAUCCCAUACCGUAAAACCAGUGUGUGAUAGAUUGGCAGCUCUGUUCAAAGACCAUUUAAUUGGACAUUAUGGGCCACAGGCCUGGCCACCAAAUUCUCCAGAUUUAGCCCCACUUGAUUUUAUGUUGUGGGGUUACAUUAAAGACCGUGUGUACAAUAGGCCGUGUGGUAGUGCGCUGGAGAUGCGCUGCAGGAUCUCUGAGGCAGUAGAAAAACUGAGGUCAGACUGUCAAAAAGAUGUAACCCUGAUGCCUUGUCUACAAGAAAAGAUGAUACGACGUGCAAGAGUCUUGCUAACAGGAUGCAGAUGUGUAGAACUAGACUGCUGGGAUGGAGAUGAUGGGAAUCCAGUCAUUUACCACGGCCACACGUUCACCACAAAAAUACCCUUUCGGAGGGUAGUUGAGACAAUAGCCAGAAGUGCCUUCGUAACGUCUCCCUAUCCAUUAGUACUGAGUAUUGAAAACCACUGCAGUCUCCCACAACAGCAGGUUAUGGCUAGCACAUUUGAGGCAGUGUUUGGAGACCAAUUGGUGACGUCAUUCUUAUUCGACGUGGAUUACACGGAUGAGCCAAGGCUGCCAAGUCCAGAACAGCUUAAGUACAAGGUCUUAAUAAAGAACAAAAAACUACUUCCAAUAGAGUCCAGUCCCACGAUUGGGCUAACGGGAGCCACGUCAGUCCACGGUGGUGUACUCUCAUCUACUUAUAGGGCAAAUGGCCUACGUCAAACCAGUUCAUCGUUGCCUGAAGCGAGCAACCGCAGCAGUUCCAUCAUGUCCAAUCAGUCCGCUGGUUCUUCACUCACCGAAUAUCUGUCAGAUGAAGAUUAUGAUGAAGAUGAUGAGUUCGAAGAAAAAGAACUCAACAAAAUUCUCAAUUCCAUGGAGGAAAAGGCCGGCCGGUCCCUUUCGCUCUAUCAAAGUUUCCGUAGGAGUGAGGGAGACGGCGAUACAUCCGGCAGUCUAAAGCACGCAGCCAAUAGAAAGAGGAGCAACCAAAUUGCGCGGGAGUUGAGCGAUAUGGUCACUUACGUACAGGCUAUAAAAUUUCGCGGCCUCAGUCCCAUGUCUCCACGCAGCUCGAUGAAGCAGCCAAACGUCAGAGACACAAACGUGGCGCCUUGCAGUAGCUUCGAGUCUUCAGAGAGCAGCGACAGUACAGCAACGCAAUUACUAAGCAAUCAGCAUAGAGGGCGCUGCUUGAAUGUACCAGCUAUGCACCACCCUUGCUACCGUUGCUCCUCAGUCAACGAAGCGAUCGCGAAGAAGAUCUGCAGAAAGCAUCCGUUAGCGAUAAUAGCACAUACUGAGAGCCAACUUGUUAGAACAUAUCCCGCCGGCCUAAGAAUUGACUCGUCAAAUUUCGACCCAGUUUUGUUCUGGUCUUGCGGCGUUCAGCUAGUGGCUCUGAACUACCAGACAGAGGACGCAGCGAUGGCAGUCAACGCGGCUAUGUUCGAGAGCAAUGGCUGUCUUGGCUAUGUCAGGAAACCGAAGGUUAUGUGGGACCCCAACCACAUUGCGUAUAGACGGUUCAAUCCGAUGGACAAAGAAUUCGACGGCAUCCACGCAGCCUACCUCACUCUUGCCGUCAUCUCAGGGCAGUACGUGGCGGAGAACGUGUACUCUUUCUACAACGCGUUUGUUGAAGUGGAAGUGUUAGGAGUUCCAGCAGACUGCAAGAAGAUCAAGACGAAGGUCGCGAGGAAGAACGCUCUGAACCCCAUUUGGAACGAAACUUUUACGUUUAAGGUUAAUUUUCCCGAGCUGGCACUUAUUCGGUUCGAAGUAUAUGACGCGGAUACGAACUACAUGUUGUCGCAGAGAGUUAUCCCCUUGCUGUGCUUAAGACCUGGUUAUCGUCAUGUCAGACUGAGGUCACCUACAAACCAAGCGUUGAACAUGGCGUCUCUCCUCAUUUUCUCGCGGUGUGCAGAAGAGGUGGCUGGUGAGCCGUGCCGAGCGGACAUCGAACCUACGUCCCCAACACAGAGGAGAAAAAUCCACUUCAUAGUGGUACAUGCCGUGCUGUUAAGCGAGCCAUACUCUAUUCUGAAGGUCACCCAUGAUACUACUGCUAAUGAGGCAAUAGCCCAGUGCCUGACGAAAGCUGGUGUCUGCCGUUCAGCGAGAGGGAAUUACGUCUUGGUUGAGGAAGUGCCAUCUCGAGCCCCAACGCAAAGGGUUCUAGCGCCCCACGAGAGAGUGCUGAAGGCUGCCACAUCUAGACCUGGAGCCAGAUUGGUUUUGAAAAGAGUCGGUGAUGAUCCUAGCAGCCGGGCUUGGCUAACAAGUAUAAGGUCCACUUCCGACAAGAUUCAGUCAGUUCCGUCUGAUGAAGAAUCUCAAGAGGAACCGAGCAAACCAGCUGAUAGCUUCUUGGUUUGCGUUCACAAUGUCUGCCACGAAAUACCAUAUGCAAUUCUAAAAGUACCUCUGACUGCCACAGCGUCAUACGUUAUAUAUCAAGCAUUGACGAAAGCCAGAUGUUCUGAUGAUCCUAAAAGAUUUAUGUUAGUCGAAGAAUUGGAGUGGGGAGGUCGGGCUAAUUCGGGACCGCAGCAUCGAGCCUUAGCUGACGACGAAAUUGUAUACACUGCUCAGGCGAAUUGGAAAACGUUGGGUAGAUUCGUCUUACAAGAGAGAGGCAGUACAGCACCAUUGCAGAUGCCGCGCCACAGAGCCUGCAUAGCGAGGAUUCAGAGAGGACUCAGCAUGACCAGAGGGGCUAUAGCUGGUACAACAGGAUUCCCACUAGUGGGCACUAUGACGUCACACGAGACGAUAGAAAAAACCCCAGUCCAGACGGCGUAUAGCGAUCCAACACAUUGCAGACGAGUAUCGAAUGCACUUGCCAAGGGCCUGGGACGAUCAAAAGGCCAUUCAGAUCGUGAUAUACGCUUCUUGCAGAGGAGAUCAGGAUCUAGAGAGGUACAGUCAGAAGGCGAAACAGGCGGUUCCCUUGGUACAGAGGCGCUCGCAGCACAAGUGGCCAGGUUCAAGAGAGUCUUUCGCCGGCUUGGCUCAAGUCUGGCACACCAUCGUGCAUCUCUGUCUUCAGAUUUGGGUUCACUAUGGGAUUUCUUCAGAAUCGAUAAGGAAAGACGUCGCUCCACACAAACAUACGAGCCAAUUGACUCCAGAUCCCCUGUUAAACUUGCCAGAGAUCUCCUUCAGGUCGUCCAAGAAACGGUAUUUAGCAAGAAGUUUGAAGAGAAACGAUGCCCUUUGGUUAAAGAAGAAUCAGAUUUAAGCUCCGACGAAGAAGAAGGUGCGGAUAGGAGAGUUGCUAAUCUAAUAGACUUUUUCUUUACUAUAGUUAAGAGCCAGAAAGAUGAGAGAAAAGGCAGCGGCAGUUGUUUCAAAACAGAAGCCAGUAAAGAAGAGAUAUACGUCCCGGCGAAAGUUAAUACUGAGUUGGAGCAAAAGAUGGAAACGUUAAUAGAAUUUUUAGCCUCAACCGGUGUUGAGGAGAACAACGAGAAGAAAAUAACACUAAUGGAAUUUUUAUUCGGACCAGACGACAAAUGGGAGAAACCAAUAAUAGAAAUCAACAUGAAAGGAAUGAGUUUGUCAGAGUCCGAUAUAAACGUUAAGAACUUAUCUUAUAUAGAUGAGACCCCGGUUGAAGAGAACGAAACGCUUGUUGAAAUGCUGCUUAAAUAUAUGGAGAACUACAGUAUUAAAGAAAAAUCACUUACCCCUUCCUUAUCCGAAAAAUCCAAAUCCGAUAUGACGAUAAGCAAGUGUGAAAACAGCGACUUGAGUAAGACUAAGUCAGAUUCUACUCUGCUAACACAAGACACUGUGAUAGAGAGGGGGGAUAGAUCGAGGAGAAUCUCCGAAACGGUUGUCGACAUGAGUCAUGUCAAAACUGACCUGGAAGACAUCUUCGAAGAAGCUGUUCUACGGGUUUGUGAGUUGCAAAUGAUGGCCGAUGACACCAUGAGCGAACAAGAAGAUUUGGACAACUUUAAUACGUAUACUAAACCACCACAAUACAGUUUACCGUACAGCAUAGAGCUUUCCGAUAUUUUGGAAGAAGAUGAAUCAGCCUUUGACAGGUUGUCUCUAGAUAGAUUGCAAGCUAAGGAAUGCGCAGAGGAUCUCAUGAAAUUCAUAGAUGACAAAGUGCAAAAACACUUCGAGAGUAGUUCAGGCCCCUCCACCGAGGACUUCAGUCGUGAAUUCGAUUUGAGUCCCAGUUUAAAAUCACAAAGCCUGGUCGAUUUAAGAAAUAUACCAGAUCUACCGCCGAGUUUGAUCAUAAAGCCAAAAGUAGUGAGGGUGGAUAAAUCAACAUCGACAGCCGACAUCUACGAUUCGCUCCUAGAGAGAAGAACGGACUCUUUUUGUAUGACUGAUGAAGCUAAAAGCGAAAGAAGCGAACGGGCGUUGGAUAAAUUGGAAUCCCUACAUAAGUUCUUUUCUCGUUCUCGUUUAGAAAUAAUUGACGAGAGCUUGGAAGAUAACGAUAGGAAGAGCCCAAAAUUAAAGAACGGCGAACGUAAAGGCCAAUCUAGUCUGGAUGACGUUGAAGACUUGAUGGAUGAUAACGACAGAGCGGAAGUAAUUGAAAGACUAGAAAGAGUCGGUGUGAAUGCGGAAAAGAAAAAUGAUGGAAAUGAAGAGAAAAGUUAA
Messenger RNA from Leptosia nina, 5388 nucleotides. The record is from the annotation of a GenBank genome assembly. NCBI's taxonomy places the organism in Eukaryota, Metazoa, Arthropoda, Insecta, Lepidoptera, Pieridae.